UCCGGAGGGCGGGGCCCCACGCGGAGCGGUGCGGAGCGCAGCGCAGCGGAGCGGAGCCGGGACAGCGCGCGGUGGCGGCAGCAGCGAGGCCCAGGCUCUCCUUUCACAGCCCGUUGCUGAGUUUCCAGGAUGCAGGCCCAGUCUGUGCUCCACAGUGGCUACUUCCACCCUGUGCUGCGCUCCUGGCAGACCUCGGCCACGGCCUUCGAUGCCUCUAACCUCAUCUACCCCAUCUUUGUCACUGACAGCCCCGACGCAGUGGAGCCAAUCGCCAGCCUCCCCGGACAGGCCAGGUAUGGAGUCAACAAGCUGGAGGGGAUGCUCCGCCCCCUAGUGGACGAGGGGCUGAAGUGCGUGUUGAUCUUUGGUGUCCCCACUAAAGUCCCCAAGGAUGAAAGGGGCUCGGCUGCCGACGUUGAGAACACCCCAGCCAUCCAGGCCAUAAAGAAGAUCUGUUCCUCUUUCCCAGAGCUGCUGAUUGCCUGUGAUGUCUGCCUGUGCCCCUAUACCUCUCACGGGCACUGCGGGAUCCUGCGGAAGGAUGGCACCAUCCAGAAUGAGGCCAGCUGCCAGCGGCUGGCAGAGGUGUCACUAGCCUAUGCUAAGGCAGGAUGCCACAUCGUGGCCCCCUCGGACAUGAUGGACGGACGCAUCGCAGCCAUGAAAGAGGCUCUGAUCUCCAAUAACAUGGGCAACAAGGUCUCUGUGAUGAGCUACAGCGCCAAGUUUGCUUCCUGUUUCUAUGGCCCUUUCAGAGACGCUGCGCUGUCCAAACCUGCAUUCGGAGACCGACGAUGUUACCAGCUUCCCCCAGGCGCCCGGGGCCUGGCCCUGCGAGCUGUGGACCGGGAUGUGCGGGAGGGAGCAGACAUGCUGAUGGUGAAGCCGGGGAUGCCCUACCUCGACCUUGUGAGAGAUGUCAAGGCCAAACAUCCAGCCCACCCGCUGGCUGUUUACCACGUGUCGGGGGAGUUUGCCAUGCUGUGGCACGGAGCACAGGCAGGGGCCUUUAGCCUAAAGGCUGCUGUCAUGGAAGUGAUGACCGGGUUCAGGCGAGCAGGAGCUGAUAUCAUCAUUACCUACUAUGUGCCCCAGCUCCUGAAGUGGCUGAAGGAGGAACAGGCGUGAAGUGCCUGAGUGAAGACAACACGCAGAAGGAAACCUGCGAGGACCGGAAAGGACUGAAAUGCAAAAUGAGGAUUUUUAUGGGGCCUUAGAGAUACAAGGCUGAAUCCAGCCCCAGCGUAAGCUGGUCCAGCAUCACUGGCAGCAGGGGUGCUGCACCUGCCUACACUAAAGCUGACUUUAGCCCAAAGAAGGCAAAGGAAAGCAGUUUUUUAAAAGUGUUAUUUUAGAACUGGGCUUAAUGCUGAGACCCUCCCCUGGCAGCAAAAUGCCUUAGGACCAGAACUGAUCUCCCCAGGGACCCACCUUGGAGAGGCACCUUCUUAACAUGAUUGUUUAUUUUAAUGUGUCGCUGUGUGACACCAGAUGGGCAAUUUUUGAGAUUCUUUGAAAAGGAAGUGCCCAUUCCUGACCGCUCCUCUAUCCCAGUGUCCUUCUCAGUGUAGCCUGGGUGUUGGUAACACAGAGAAGGCUGAUGUGGGGCAGUUCACCUGCACAUUGGUCACAGGAGUGCUAGUUCAUUGGGGGUGUCUCAAGUGUUCACUGCAGGUGUUCUCCCUGCAGUACACUAGUGAAAUAAUUCCUUUUCUGCAGCCCACAGCAGAGCUUUGCUCUCACCUGGUUGGGCUUUGUACGCCGAAACACUGUCUGGUUCACAACCAUGGAAGCAGCAAUGAAUGGCCGGAGGCAGUGCUGGUCAGCCAGACCCUCCACUGACACUCUAACACGCUCCUCUUGUGAACACGCUGUUUCAGACUUUUUAAUACGGAGAAAUACCCCAAGAUGCUUCAGAGCCCUUAGGGAGGAGGGGGUUCCCCUCCACACAUGCUCGUGCCUUAAACCUGUUGUCAUUGCGUGGAAUAGGGAAUGUUGACCUCGUUCUGAGCUGUGGCCCUGCUGUCUUGAGGGCAACAGGGCAUGUGGGGCUAGGAAGUGACCUCAAGGGCCUCAGAAGUAUAAUGUUGCUAAUGGGCCAUUGCACGUUCUGUCUAACAUUACUAGGGGUUCUCUUAGCCCUGAGCACCCAGAAGACCAGCUCCUAGCACUCACAUUGGCUCUGUCAACUCGCAGUUCAGCUCUGGCCUUUGAUUCCCUAAAUGCUGUCACCUUAUCCAGAAGUAUUGUCAAAAUAAUCUUUCUCUAAAAACCAAGAGCACUAGAAAUGUUUCCCUAUUUUAAAAAUUCCAAUGAAAAUAAUUGUUUUAACCCACUGCUUGUUCCUGGGCCCUGUUUCAAACUCAGCCCUGCAGCAGGCAGAACCAGGCAGUGAAAGUCGCCCUACUGGCUCUGCUGUCCAGUGCACACUUUAAAAUUACUUUACCCUAACUGUCCAAUGUGGCGUUAGUAACACAGCUGAGUACUUUAAUUUGUACCGUGGUUCUUCAGUUGGUCAUACUAUUAUGAAGUCUAGAUGUUUUAAAUUAAUUGCUAGAGCUACUCUGCUUUGUUAGUCUCUAGCAGCAGUGUCUGAUAUUCAAUGCCUGGAGUGAGUUCAGCUGAAAAUUAAAAAAACGAAGUCUACAACCAGGGCAACUGAUGUUGUUGAUAAGGAACAAGGUGGAGGGAACUCCACUGCAACUUCUUGAAGUGGCUAGCACUCUCCUCUGGGUAACAGAGGGAUUUAGUUUUAAUCUGCAUUGCCAUAAUUUUUGGGAUGGGGAAGAGCUGAAAAUGUCCUGACUCUUCUGUAGAAGAAGCUGUACUAGUAUGCGCAGAUCUGUGAUCUUCCCUGGAGGUACAGUCACACCAACGGGCAUUCCCUGUUCCUCUGACUCAUGGAGCAGGUCUGUCAGCCUCUCAUCCUGUUAUCUUGACAGGUUGUAUCCUUUCCAAGAAAAGGACAAGCCCGUCCUCAGCUGAGUUUACAGACUACCAAGAAACAGGGUGUUGCUGACAGAUUGGGUGUAGUUUACCUUACAAGCCUCUCUUCCCCUUGAUGGUUUGCACAACUGAGCAACUAGAGGAAGACAAGGCCAACCCUCUCUGUAAUGAUAGGAAGGGGGGAAACUGGGGAAAGCAGAGCAGCGAUGCCCUCUGGAGGGGAAGGGAACUUGUUCAAGGAUAGAAAGUAGAGUCCUGGGAAAGAAGCUGCCAUUCCUGUUUCAGAGUUGAGCGCUCCAGUGUUGCAAGGGUGAAUUCACUGGUGUGGGUGAGAUGCUCAGUUGCUAUGGGGGAGCCCUACAGAUUGGUCACUUAGGGGAUUACACUUUCUAAGGGAUUAUGGUAGUCUGCUACUUUCACUGCUGCAGGCCAACCUGCCCAGUGCCCCACAGCUUGUCUGGGUGUGUGAGGGGGAGAGAGCUCUACCUUAUGGCUUGGGGGGUGGGGAGACUGUAUGCUGGGGUUUGUGGGAUUAAUUCAUAUUUAGACCUGAUAGAAUCCUGUGAAUUUUAGGGGUCUGUUCUGAUCAUGUUUAGCAGAAGGGGUGGGGGGCGUAUACAACGCCAUGGAAUCACCAUGUCUGAGAAAAAUAAAUGCCACUAAAAAGCUGGAAGAGAUGGGUUUGAAAUACUGCUACAGCUGUAGUGGCUGGAGGAGAGCUAACUUGGCAAUGGGAGACUAAUCCAUUGGUAUGAGAGCCGAUAACACAAAGUUACAGGUACUUUUGUGUAACAAAGGGAGGUUAAAGGUUAACGCUGUAGUGCUGGAGGUGACCGAUGAGACUGUCUGGACCGGCAGCCCUCUCAACAGCUCACUGCUUGCUGAGUGUUUUGCCUUAAUAUAUCAUACACAUUGUAAGGAGCGUGGUCACUUUAGAUAAGCUAUUACCAGCAGGAGAGUGGGGUGGGGGGAGAGAAAACCUUUUGUAGUUGAUAAACACCCAUUUUUUCAUGGUCUGUGUGUAUAAAAAGUUCUUCUGUAUUUUCCACAGUAUGCAUCCGAUGAAGUGAGCUGUAGCUCACGAAAGCUUAUGCUCAGAUAAAUUGGUUAGUCUUUAAGGUG
Caretta caretta (loggerhead turtle) is the source of this 4068-nucleotide messenger RNA. It is a transcript of the gene ALAD, whose product is annotated as aminolevulinate dehydratase. The record is from RefSeq and is a predicted model, not a curated record. Gene Ontology annotation, molecular function: porphobilinogen synthase activity; zinc ion binding. Gene Ontology annotation, biological process: heme biosynthetic process. Gene Ontology annotation, cellular component: cytosol. NCBI's taxonomy places the organism in Eukaryota, Metazoa, Chordata, Testudines, Cheloniidae.